AUGGCGAAGGGCAAGAAGUCCGGCGCGUUCCUGAACCAGAAGAAGAAGGCCGGGAGCGCCGACUUCUCGAACCCCAAGGCCAAGGUCGGGCGCAAGGUCAAGCGCCGCGUCGGCGAGACGGACGCGUCCUUCCAGACGCGCCAGCUGAGCAUCGGCGAGCAGAGCAUCGCGCGGCAGAAGAAGGACGGCGCGAAGACGAGCAAGCGGGGCCUCACGUGCGAGGAGCACCUCGGCCAGCUCGGGCACCACAACGACAAGGCGCGCGCGGCCGCCGCCGAGGGCCUCGCGGACAUCUGCGCCGCGCACGCCGACGAGGCCUGGCGCCUCUUCGGCCCGCUCCUGGACGGCGCCGCGCGGCUGCUCGGCGACGCGCACCGGCCCUGCCGCCGGCACGCGCUGCGCCUGCUCCAGGCGGGCCUCGUGCCCGCGGUCGCGCGCGACGCGCCGGGCAACGCGGCGCUGGACGACGCGCAGGCGUCGACGCGGCGCGCGGCGGUGCGGGCCGCGGCGCCGCUCCUCGCCGCGCGCCUCGGCGCGGCGCUGUCGUCCUUCGACGGCGGCUGCCGCGCGGACGCCGCGGAGGCGCUCGAGAGCUUCCUCGUCGACCACGGCGACGACGACCUGCGCCGGGCCGUCGCGGCGAACCUGCUCGGCCCGUUGCUGACGCCGCUGGCCAACGCCGCGCGCGUCGCGCCCGCGCCCCGGGACCACGAGGCGGGCAAGUCCGCGUACCGGCCGACGCUGCUCCGCGUCGUCGCCGCGCUCUUCCUGGCCGACGCGCCGGCGAGGAAGCGCGGGCGGCGCUUCUCCUUCGCGCCCGAGGACGACGUCUUGGACGUCGACGACGUGGCGGAGGGCGACGACGCGAUCCCGGGGCACCGCGGCGUCGUGCUGCUGCGGGACGUCCGUCGCGCGCGGCCCGGCGACUGGCGGCGGCGCGAGGCGGCGGCGGCGGCGACCGCGACGGUCGCGGACGGCGAGGCCGCCGCGCGCGUCGAGGACGCCGCGAGCGCGCGGCGGGAGCUCGCGGGCCGCGUCGCCGAGCUCGCCGCGGACGCGGUGCGCCGCGCGGAGGCGACCGGCGCGACGACGGCCGCGGCGUCUCUCGCGCUCGAGGAGCUCGAGCCCCUGUGCUGCCUCGCGCGGCGCCGGCCGGACCUGUUCGGCGCGACGCGCGAGUUGCUCGCGAAAGCGGCGCCGCUGCGCCUGGGCGACCGCGCGGCGUCGCAGCUCGCCCAGGGCGUCGCGGAGCGCGCGGACGCGGCGCUCCUGUCCUGCGCCGUCGACGCGGGCCUCGCGGGCAAGGCCGUCGGGCCGGCGCUCGAGUUAUUGAAGAAGCACCAGGCCGGCGGCCGCGGCGUCGUGCGGCGGCUGCUGCUCACGGGCGUCUCGGGCGACGCGAGGCGACGAUUGCUCGCGGCCGCGGGCGUCGACGGCGGCCGGGAUCCCCAGCUGCUGGCGGACCUCGCGGCGGCGGCGGCGCGGGACCUGGCGCCGGGCGUCGACCGCGGCGACGACGCGGCGCUGGCGGGCUGGGCCGGGUCCCUCGCGGCGCUCGUCGGCGCCGGCGGCGCCAAGGACGGCCGCGCGCUCCGCGCGGUCGUCGACGCGGUGCGCCGGUCGCCGGCGCACUCGGCGGUGCCCGCCGCCGUCGCGCGGCAUCUCGUCGGCGUCGUAGCUUCGCCGUCGAGCUGGCCCGCGGCCGGCGCGCUGCUCUACCACCUGCCGCUGCCGCUCGGCGACGACGUCGUCGACGCGGCGGCGGCGGCCGCGGCCGCGACGCCCGCGGCGGCGCGCGCGCUCCUCGACGCGCUGACGGCGCGCGCGGCGCGGGACGAGGAUGGCGGCGCCGGCGCGUGCCUCGCGCGGGGCGCCGCGGCGCUGCUCGAGCGGAGCGCCGCGGCGCUGCGGGACGGCGACGCCGCGGCGGCCGCGUUCCUCGCCGCGCGCGACGCGGCGGCGAGCGUCGCCGAGGCCGACGCGGGGCCCCUCGUCGCCGCGCUGGCGACGAUGGUCGACGGCGCGCUGGCGCGGCCGGGCGGCGACGACGCGGCCGCGCGGCGGUCGCGGCAGGCGCGCGUCGAGUACCUCUGCGUGUCGCUCUGCCGCGCGCUGCCGGAGGCGUCGCUCGACGACGCGCUCGCGGCGCGGGUCGCCGCGCUCGCCCUGCGGCGCCUCGCGGCGGCGGAGCGGUCCGCGGGCGAGGGCCUCGGGCCCGCGGCGGCGGCGGCCGCGGGCCUGCUCCGGGACCGGCCGCGCGUCCGCGCGCGGGCCUACGCGGCCGUCGACGCCGCCGUCGCCGGCGCCGUCGGCGACGCGACGCCCCUGCCCAAGUGCGCGGCGUUGGCGCUCGCGUACGCGCUCCGCGACGCGUCGCUCCGGGCCGACGGCGCGCUGGCGGCGCUCGCGCGCCGCGCGAAGGACGGCCUGCUGCGCGGGGGGGACCUCGAGGUGCGGGACGCGGCGCUGCGCGUGGAGGCGCUGCUGGCCCAACUAAGUGUCACGGUGACGGGCCCCUGCACGACGGCAAUACGCAGCACCGUCGCUUUUGCAAUUGAGAGCGGUCGUUUACGCUCUCGCGGUCUCUCGCCCAACGACAAAAUGUCCGUCGAGCUCAAGCGCGCGCCCCCGCGCCGCCGCCGGUCGUCCACGAUGGAGGCGGCGCCGGACGGCGACGCGCAGAAGCGCGUGGCGCCCUUCCUCACGAAGCUCUCGAACCUCGUCGAGUCCUGCCCGCCCGAGGUGGGCGGCUGGACGCCGGACGGCCUCUCCUUCCUCGUCAACGACGAGGCGAUCACGCACCAAGUACUCCCGAACUUCUUCUCGCACACGAACUUCCGGUCCUUCUGCCGCCAGCUCAGCUGCUGCGCGCGCCCGCACGGCUUCCGCAAGACGCGCCGCCGCAAGCUCUCCGCGGCCAACGGCCAGUGCGGCUGGAGCGAGUUCAGCCACGCGUUCUUCGUGCGCAACCGGCGGGACCUGCUCUGCCAGAUCAAGCGCAUGGAGCACCUCUCGACGUCGUCGAGCAACGGCGAGCCCGCGGAGGAGCAGCCGACGAAGCGGCCGCGCCUGCCGUCCGUCGACGACGAGCACGCGGCCGCGCUCUCGCUCCGCGAGAUGGCCGCGCCGGCGGACGAGGCGCGGCCGUCCGUGGGCCCCGUCGGCGGCGCCGCCGGCUUCCCCGGCGACGGCCUCGCCGCGCUCACGGCGGCCAUCGCCUCCGUGCCGUCGCCGGCGGGCAAGGCGACGCCCUCCGGCCUCGGCCGGAACUCGCACAACGCGCGGCCGUCCUUCGGCGACGACGCGCGCAAGUCGCUGCCCGCGGACGUCACGAUCCGCCCCGCCGCCGUGCCCGUGACGGUGAACCCGCCGGACACGCCGGCGGACCGCCGCUUCUCCGCCGACAUCGGCCGCGCGUGGCCCGCGACGGCGCCCUGGUCGCCCGACGCCGUCGUCCACAAGCCCGCCGCGCCGCCGGCCGCGCACUUCCUCGCCGCGCGCGUCGUCUCCCAGGCCGAGUCCGAGGACGACGCGCCGGCGGCCUUCCCGGCGCCGGCGCCCGCGCCGCCCAAGUGCGAGGUGCUCCGCCUCCAGCAGCGCGUCGACACGCUCGAGGGCCUCCUCAAGGAGCGCGACUCCUUCAUCCAGGAGCUCUUCGCGAAGACGCACGUCGUCGAGACGCCGUCGGUCACGCCCCGGCAACACCAGGGCCCGAUGGACCCCUUCGCCGACCCGUCCGCGGCCGCGGCGCAGCCCCCGCGCGCCGCGGCGCCCUACGUGCCCAUCGCGCCCCGCUGCGUGACGGAGCCCGGCGCGACGCACGUCGCCGCCGUCUAG
Molecule: messenger RNA, 3837 nt
Organism: Aureococcus anophagefferens
Lineage: Eukaryota; Pelagophyceae; Pelagomonadales; Pelagomonadaceae
Exons: 5
Coding region: 1-3837 (1278 amino acids)
Biological process (GO): regulation of DNA-templated transcription
Molecular function (GO): sequence-specific DNA binding; DNA-binding transcription factor activity
Source: RefSeq, a predicted model, not a curated record